AUGACAUCUCUCUCCCUCCUCCUCCCUCUCCACCCCCCACUUCACAACCACCACCAGCAACUUCUUUUCCUCCGUGGACAACGCCGACCUACCUCUUCGUUGCCGCCACUCCGUCAGCAACAACUUCGUCUAACUCCCACUCGCAAUAAAUCCAGCCUUAUCACCGCCGCAGGUUACAUAACAGGUCCGGCCUCGGAUGCAAUCGUCGCCGCUGAGGAUCCGAAGGUAGAGGAAUCAGAUUCCAGUCCCGAACCGGUACAACGGUUUAAUGCCAUAAGUUUGGGCUUGUUGUUGAGGCUUUUGUCCCGCCAUAAGCUUAGAGUUGCAGCUUCGAUCGUUAGCCUCGUAUGCUGUACCACUUGCACUCUUUCAAUGCCGAUUUUAUCCGGCAAGUUUUUUGAGGUACUAAUAGGGGCAAGAUCGGAGCCUUUAUGGCAGCUCCUUAGCAAGGUUGGAGUUCUAUAUACAUUGGAACCGAUUUUCACAGUUAUAUUUGUUGUGAAUAUGAACACGAUUUGGGAGAAGGUUAUGUCUAGCUUAAGAGCUCAAAUAUUUGGCAGCGUUUUGAUUCACAAGGUGGAAUUCUUUGACAGAUACAAGGUUGGCGAACUCACUGCUUUAUUGACAUCUGAUUUGGGUUCUUUUAAGAACAUUGUGAGUGAGAACAUUUCAAGAGAUCGAGGUUUCAGGGCACUAACUGAGGUUGUUGGGACAAUGUGCUUACUGUUUGUUCUUGCCCCUCAACUUGCACCAAUUCUGGGUGUACUUAUGCUUGCUGUAUCUACUUUAGUUGCUGUAUACAAACGAUCAACUGUGAAAGUAUUUAAAGCCUAUGGGUUGACCCAAGCUUCAAUAGCCGAUUGUAUCACUGAAACUUUUUCUGCCAUCCGUACUGUAAGGUCAUUCGGAGGAGAAAAACGUCAAAUGUCAAUGUUUGGCAACCAGGUUCUUUCUUAUCAAAGCAGUGGCAUCAAGCUUGGAGUGUUUAAAUCUAUCAAUGAAUCAAUAACUAGAGUUGCAGUGUAUGUAUCUUUAAUGGCUUUGUAUAUUCUUGGAGGAAACAAAGUGAAAGCGGGUGAGAUGUCAGUGGGAACUGUGGCCUCUUUCAUUGGAUACACUUUCACAUUAACAUUUGCUGUUCAAGGAUUGGUGAACACAAUAGGGGAUCUAAGGGGAGCUUUUGCAGCUACAGAAAGAAUCAACUCUAUCUUAUCUAGCUCAGAAAUCGAUCAAGCCCUAGCUUAUGGUUUACAGAAAGACAUUAAACAAGAAAAAGAGGGAAUAAAUAAUAAUUUAAAUAUGUUUUUGUUAAAUGACCAAAAUGAUAAAAGGGGAUCUCAAAACACAAGGUACAUGUCAUCCUUAACAUCAGGGAACAGUGUUCGUGUUCUUGCACAAUCUGGUGAUAUAUGUCUUGAAGAUGUGCAUUUUUCAUAUCCAUUGAGGCCUGAUGUGGAAGUACUUAAUGGCCUUGAUUUGACUUUAAAAUGUGGAAGUGUUACUGCUUUAGUGGGGUCCAGUGGAGCUGGAAAGAGUACUAUUGUCCAGCUUUUGGCAAGGUUUUAUGAGCCAACUCAAGGCAGGAUAUCAGUUGGAGGAGAAGAUUUAAGAACAUUUGAUAAAAGUGAAUGGGCGCGUGUAGUCUCCAUAGUCAAUCAAGAACCUGUUCUUUUCUCGGUGUCUGUUGGAGAAAACAUCGCGUAUGGCCUUCCGGAUGAAAACGUGUCAAGAGAUGAUGUCAUCGCAGCCGCCAAAGCCGCCAAUGCUCAUGAUUUCAUAAUCUCAUUACCAGAGGGAUAUGAUACUCUGGUUGGUGAAAGAGGAGGAUUGCUAAGCGGGGGUCAAAGACAGAGAGUUGCUAUUGCAAGGGCACUGCUGAAAAACGCUCCUAUAUUGAUACUCGAUGAGGCAACAAGUGCUUUGGAUACAGUGAGUGAGCGAUUAGUCCAAGAUGCCCUUAACCAAUUAAUGAAAGGAAGAACAACAUUAGUGAUUGCUCAUAGAUUAAGCACAGUACAAAAUGCGGACCAAAUUGCCCUUUGUUCUCAAGGCAAAAUUGCUGAGUUGGGGACUCAUUCCGAGUUAUUGGCUAAAAAGGCCGAUUAUGCUUCUCUUGUUUGCUCACAAAGGCUUGCAUUUGAGUGAAAAAAAAAAUAAUAUAUAUAUAUUUUUUUCCGAAAAAAUUGGGAUUAUUAUUAUUAUAUUGGACAUUAAUUCAUAUGAAAAAGUUAUAGUGGUGUUUUAUCGCCAAACAUUUCACCAUUUUUUGACACGAAAAAUAUAUUACUUUUAA
Molecule: messenger RNA, 2293 nt
Organism: Lactuca saligna
Lineage: Eukaryota; Viridiplantae; Streptophyta; Magnoliopsida; Asterales; Asteraceae
Source: the annotation of a GenBank genome assembly